Psilocybe cubensis is the source of this 1812-nucleotide messenger RNA. RefSeq lists its product as uncharacterized. Gene Ontology annotation, biological process: transcription elongation by RNA polymerase II; regulation of transcription by RNA polymerase II; regulation of DNA-templated transcription elongation. The record is from RefSeq and is a predicted model, not a curated record. Bases 1 to 1812 code for a protein of 603 amino acids. Gene Ontology annotation, cellular component: DSIF complex. Gene Ontology annotation, molecular function: mRNA binding. The transcript is spliced from 5 exons. Lineage: Eukaryota; Fungi; Basidiomycota; Agaricomycetes; Agaricales; Agrocybaceae.
AUGUCUAGUUAUAAACGCAGACGACUUGACAGCCUAGGCAACCGCACAGACAUUAAUCCCUUCAUAGACAUUGAAGCAGCGGUUUCCGAUGAUGAUGAAAGUUCGGAAGAGCUUGAUUAUGAAGGGGGCCAACUACUGAAUGAUAACGAUGAAUACUCUGAGGAUGAGGAACGUGUUGCACACUCUCGGCUAUAUCAUGCCAUGCAAAAUACAGAUAACGCUGAUGAAUGGAGCGAUUUGUUGCCCAUGCUUCUGCCUUCACGCAUGAAAAUUCGUCCUGACAAUGAUAUAGAGCCAUCUAGUUCACGAGAACUUAUACAGAAAUAUGGCAAUCCCCAACCAGGAGGACUUGGUGAUAAUAAUUAUAUGCCUUCCGCGACUGAUAUCAUGUAUGAAAUAGGUUGCAAGGUUGGACGCGAAGAGGCCGUCGCUUUCAAAAUUAUGCAGAUGUCAACGAACCCUACAUUUCCCAUCAUCCUUGCCCGGUCUGUCUUCGCUCAAUCCUCAAUUCCUGGGAGAAUCUACGUCAAGGCGCCAUCAAUGCAACAUGCGCAUACGUUAGCCUGCCUCGUUAGAGAGCUUAAUCCGACACAUUUAGUUAGGCUAUCCUCGGAGAGAUGUAUGGAGAUCCUAUCUCAUCCCCCACCCUCACGCCCUGAAGACCAAUCGUGGGUCAAGGUUGCUGGAAAGCGUAAGGCUUGGACGACCUACGCAAAUGCUACCGGCCUUGUGUUCACAUUCCAGGGUCGGAAAAGUGUUGUUCUUAUCCCCAGACCUCCGGACAACAUCAAGAAAUCGCACCUCGACAGGAUAUUCCAGGAUGGAUUUAUUAUCACGGAUUUCGACGCCAUCGAUCUCAAAUAUCUUUCCAAUGUCCUCCCAACAUCGUCCGAGUUGGAGCAAUUUCGCGAGUGUCCAUUUGUAACGACGGAGACCUUAGCGCAAGCCUCGAAAGCCAUCUCCAUGACUCGACUGAAACGAUAUGAUCGAGUCAAAAUUAUUGGUGGAGAAUACUUAGGUCUUUUUGGAACGGUCAAGAGUGUUUCUGACGCUGAGGUGGAAGUGCACAUCCCCUCCCAAGGUAUAACACAAGCAGUUGCACUACACGAUCUACGUGCAGCUUUCCAGAUAGGCGAUAGUGUUGAAGUCGUUGAAGGGGAUCACAAAGAUCUCCAUGGAUGGGUGUCAGACUUUGAUGGAAGAUCUGUUUGUAUUAUCGCCCCAGAGCACGAACGCGAAGUGCUUACUGACAUUGUUUCAAGCAACCGAGAACAUAUAAAUUCCGCUCAAGACCCCGGGCCUUCUGGUGGAGCAACUCCAAUGCCGUCCACAGUAGCAAGUUUUCUGUCUCCUGCAUGGAAUCCGUAUUCAGCAAUACCUGUACACUCGGCGGUGGAAAUCGCAGAACUACCCUCAACCGUCGCUCACUGGCUAGAUACGAAAUACGAUAAGCUGAAAGGAUUACGAUUAAAAGUCGUAGACAAAUCCAAGGGCGACCAUCAAGUGGCGAUGGAACUUCUCAGCCUUACCGACGAUACUGCCCACCUAGCAUUACUGGGACGUACACUGACAUUACCGAAAUCAGUGUUGUUUCCAAUUCAUCCUGUAAAAAAGGACGACUUCGUUACACCGCUUGAGGGCGAUUCAAUGGGGAUUAUAUUCAGGAUACGAUCAAUAGACAAGGAUAUUUGCGUUGUACAUAAAUAUCCCGUUACUCGUAUGAAACGCGGUGAUACAUUCCCAACUUUUCCGACAACAUCUUUGAUUCAAAUCUUCCCCCCGUCCCGUGGUGUCAAAGUUGUAAAUAUGUAG